AUGUCGAAACCACCGCUUCACCCCAAGCAAUCGACGGCAGGCAUUGCCGUUGACCCACGCACCCUCGAGCGUGUCAUCCCCGAAUCGCGACGCCCCGAUGGAACUGUGCGCAAACAGAUCCGCAUUCGUCCGGGCUACACCCCCCAAGAAGACGUCCAGCGAUUUCGGGGGACCCGCCAACAAGCCUUGGACUCGCGCGCGCUGCCAAUCGGGCACAUCAUAGGAUGGACUCCACCCCCUUCAACGCCUCAAAGGGACGCCUCGAAAUUAACGACGAAGAGCGCGAAGAAGAACGAGAAGCGUAAGGAGAAGAGGAAGGAAAAGCGAGAGGAAGUGGUGCGGGAAAGCUGGGAUAGUGACGAGGGG
Heterobasidion irregulare TC 32-1 is the source of this 366-nucleotide messenger RNA. RefSeq lists its product as uncharacterized. Gene Ontology annotation, cellular component: exon-exon junction complex; cytoplasm. NCBI's taxonomy places the organism in Eukaryota, Fungi, Basidiomycota, Agaricomycetes, Russulales, Bondarzewiaceae. The record is from RefSeq and is a predicted model, not a curated record. The transcript is spliced from 2 exons. Gene Ontology annotation, biological process: exon-exon junction complex disassembly. Gene Ontology annotation, molecular function: RNA binding. The annotation marks the transcript as partial.